Vicia villosa (hairy vetch) is the source of this 1399-nucleotide messenger RNA. RefSeq names its product ADP-ribosylation factor GTPase-activating protein AGD12-like. The record is from RefSeq and is a predicted model, not a curated record. NCBI's taxonomy places the organism in Eukaryota, Viridiplantae, Streptophyta, Magnoliopsida, Fabales, Fabaceae. The coding region runs from base 208 to 1197 and encodes 329 amino acids. Gene Ontology annotation, molecular function: phospholipid binding; GTPase activator activity. The transcript is spliced from 9 exons.
UGUUUUGUUUGAAAAAAAAACCGAAUGUAAUAAUACAUCAAAAAGUGGGUUAUCAUCAAAAUCAUCACCACCACCCGCCCUCGUCGCAAUCCUGUCUCUCUCGCUAAUUCUGCCAUUCCGAUUCCUCCCUCUUCUUCCUUUUCACUGGUGUUGUUGUUUGCUUAUUAGUUAAAGGAGUUGCAAACUUGAUGAUUCUGGCCUUGUAGCAUGUCAGCUAAUAAUCACCUAAUGGAUCUCGGAAGGCCCGCGUCAGGUAGGAGAAGAUUGAAAGAUUUAUUGAUUCAGAAGGAUAAUCGUGUCUGUGCUGAUUGUAAUGCUCCAGAUCCUAAAUGGGCGUCUGCAAACAUUGGGGUGUUUAUAUGCUUAAAAUGCUGUGGUGUGCACAGAAGCCUUGGUACUCAUAUAUCAAAGGUUUUGUCUGUGACAUUGGAUGAAUGGUCAGAAGAUGAAGUAGACGCAAUGAUAGAAGUUGGGGGAAAUGCUUCAGCUAAUUCAAUUUACGAGGCUUAUUUUCCUGAAGGAUAUACAAAACCCGGACCAGAUGCCAGUAACGAGCAGCGCUCAAAGUUUAUACGGUCAAAAUAUGAUUUGCAAGAAUUUUUGAAGCCUAGUUUGCGCAUUGUGUCUGGAAAAAGCAGCCUAUCAAGUACUUCCAAAAGUAGUUUUAUGGAUAGUUUUAAAAGCGCUAGCUCACAGAGAAUGGAAGGUAUGGUAGAAUUUAUUGGAAUGUUAAAGGUGAAAGUGAUUAAAGGCACAAAUUUAGCCAUCCGGGAUAUAAAGUCAAGUGACCCGUAUGUUGUUUUGAACCUCGGCACACAGACUAUACAGACAAGUGUAGUGAAGAGUAAUUUGAAUCCAGUCUGGAAUGAGGAACAUAUGCUGUCUGUUCCGGAGGAUUAUGGACAGCUCAAAUUGAAAGUAUUUGAUCAUGACACCUUUUCUGCCGAUGAUAUAAUGGGUGAAGCGGACAUUGAUCUUCAGUCACUGAUAACAUCUGCCAUGGCAUUCGGAGAUGCUGGAAUGUUUGGAGAUAUGCAGAUCGGAAAAUGGUUGAAAUCUGACGACAAUGCUCUUAUUGAGGAUAGUGCAGUCAAAAUUACGGAUGGUACGGUUAAACAAAUGAUGACACUCAAACUCCAGAAUGUUGAAUCGGGAGAAAUAGAGUUAGAACUCGAAUGGAUUUCUCUUGAUCAAUAAUAGCUAUUGGAGGAGUGUUGUUAGCAUAUGAAGUAAUUUAUGUGAUUUUUCUCUUAUACUUUUGGCUCAUAAACAAAUAAAUCUGCCUAUUUAUGUUUUAGAUCUGUCAAAUUAUUGAACCAAACAUUGGAUGCAUUUUUUUCCAUUGAAAAGUGAGAGAGAAAAGCGGAAUUUUGCUAAGAUGUUAUAAUCAUGUUACUUU